Messenger RNA from Acipenser ruthenus (sterlet), 2430 nucleotides. RefSeq names its product CCAAT/enhancer-binding protein alpha-like. The transcript has a single exon. The record is from RefSeq and is a predicted model, not a curated record. Bases 263 to 1168 code for a protein of 301 amino acids. Gene Ontology annotation, biological process: DNA-templated transcription; myeloid cell differentiation; regulation of transcription by RNA polymerase II. Gene Ontology annotation, molecular function: DNA-binding transcription factor activity, RNA polymerase II-specific; RNA polymerase II cis-regulatory region sequence-specific DNA binding. Lineage: Eukaryota; Metazoa; Chordata; Actinopteri; Acipenseriformes; Acipenseridae.
GAGUAAAUCAGUUGCGCUAUUUGAGCUUCUAGGAGAGCUUAAUCAAGGCAAUACAGAUUAGGGACUGGGAAGCGUUUCAUUGCCUUAAAGGACUACAUCUCUCCUGCGACAGUCCACAUUUGAACUGUCUUGAAGAGUAGCACUUUUAAGCAAAUAAGCUUAGACUGAGCCUGUUUCUUCAGCCAACACGGCAUUCUCCGGUAGUUUUAACAAGCUGGAUUCCCGGAGCUCUUCACCAUGUGUGGCGGGUUUUAGAUACUCCAUGGAGCAACCCAAUUUCUACGAGGUCGACCCGAGGCCCCUGAUGACAAGCCUAACCCAUAACCAGCAAAGUACUUACGGCUACAAAGAGAAUCCUGCAGCUGGAGAUCUCAACGAAAUCUGCGAGAACGAAAGUUCGAUAGACAUUAGCGCCUACAUUGACCCUGCAGCCUUUAACGACGAGUUUUUGGCUGACUUAUUCCACAACAGCUCCAAGCAAGACAAAUCCAAGCUGGCGAGCGGAGAGUUUGAGUACCCCAACGGGGCCAAUACCAGUGCCCCAGGCGGUCAUCAGCAAGCGUUUGGCUGCAUGGCUAGCUACAUGGACUCCUCUAAGCUGGAGCCCAUCUAUGACCACCCUUCCAGAAUGCGACCUGUGGCAAUCAAACGGGAGCCCGGGGAAGAUGAAGAUGCCAGCCAAGCUUCAAUGCCGCCUUCAUACCCACACCAUCACCACCACCACCACCCUCACAACCAACAGCAUCUACCGCAUCUCCAAUACCAGGUAGCGCAUUGCGCACAGACCACUAUGCAUCUUCAACCUGGCCACCCGACGCCUCCACCGACCCCUGUGCCGAGUCCUCAACACCAACAGAAUCACCUGCCUGGGGGGUCGAUAAAGAUGAUGGGCGGUGGAGACAGGGGCAAAGGCAAAAAACACGUUGACAAGAGCAGCGGCGAGUAUCGCCUUAGGAGAGAGCGAAACAACAUUGCUGUGAGGAAGAGCCGGGACAAGGCGAAGAUAAGGAACGUGGAAACCCAGCACAAAGUAAUGGAGCUCGCAACUGAUAACGAAAGACUGCGCAAGAGGGUAGAACACCUCACCAGAGAACUGGAUACAUUGAGGGGGAUCUUCAGGCAGCUUCCUGACAGUUCCUUGGUCAAAGCCAUGGGGAACUGUGCGUAAAAAAAGGACUAAAAAACAACAACUCUGGGACUCAGAAUUAGCUGGUACAAUGUUUUCUGCUGGGUCUUAGUACUAAACUAAAGCUCUGACAGAAUCUUUAUUUAAAAGAAAGAGCCAGGCAGCUGAGGUAUAAAUAUCUGUGCCUUUUGUACAAAAAUAAGCUUAUUUUUAACACGUAAGUGUUGAAUUGGAGGUAUAAAUGCUGCGUGCCUUAUACAAAUGUAAAAACGCGCAAUGUGUGUUCUUAGCUUGUGCAGCAUAGUUAUAUUGUGUUUGUUUUGCAUUUAAACGUACCAUCACAAAAAAAAUAUGCGCUGUGCAUUUUAAACAUUGCAAGUCUGUAUGUUACUUUUUUUAUUAACAUAUUGAUGUCCACCGACUUCAACUUGUGCUGUUGUCUUUUGUUAACAGCAAUAAAAUGUAUAUAUAUAUUUUUUUUUUAUAAAAGACGAUAAUGAUUCCUCGCCAUGCUUAAAAGACGCGAUCCUUUCAUUUUUACAGACGUCCCGUCUUAGGAAGUAUAUUUUUAAAGCUGGACAGUUUGAGAUUCUUUCACUGAAUUUACUGUUGUUUUUUGUAGAAGCAAUUUGUCCUGGUCAGAAAUAUAGGGUUUAAUAAUGUGCCCAAGUACAGGGCAGAAACGUAGCUGCAAUACUGUGGUAAUCUGCUUAAAAUAGACAGUUAAUAAUAACUAUAUAUGCACUAUAUGUCUAAAAAUACGACAAAUACAGCACAUUGUAUUUUUUUAAACACACAAAGAUGCGGGUAUUACCCUAUACAGCUAUCUCAGUGCAUUUAUCCAAAUUAUAUAUAUAUAUAUAUAUAUAUAUAUAUAUAUAUAUAUAUAUAUAUAUAUAUAUAUAUAUAUAUAUAUAUAUAUAUAUAUGAUGUACAGUACAUUUCGUAACGUGAAGCGUACAUUUUAUAAAAUAUAUGUCGACCGAUAUCUCAAAUAUGGUUCCAUAUAAAAGUGUUUGUUAUUUUGUUUUUGUCAGUGGUUGGAUACUUAUUUGGAACAGCCUGCUGUCUGCGUUUGUAAGUUGUAUACACUGUAUUUAAACUCUUGCAGACGUUUGUAUUCAUUACAUUUUACAGGAUGUUUGACAUUAAAAAACAAGAAAAUAAAUAAACGCAAGCACUUUUAUUAAUGCCGUUUUGCCAAUGUACGAAAUAUGUCUCAAAUACGUUUAAUUUGUAAACGAAAGUUCUUGAUAUAUAACAAAAAAUUAUUGAAAGUUAAUAAAUGUAAAUCUUAUGGUAAA